GGCGGCGGGGAAGGGCCUGCCAGUCCUCACUAGCGCUGUCGCAAUAGCGCCUCGCUUUCGCUGCGCUUUACGGUAAGGCCGCAAAGCGGGAAAGAAGGCGGCCGGCUGAGGCAGUUACCGGAGGAGCAGAGGCCGCCAUGGACCGGAGGAAGAAGCCGCUGGACGUAGCAGCCUCCUCGUUGGUAGAUCUCAAAGCAGAACUCUUCCGAAAGCAAGAAGAAUUCAAGAAGGAAAAGCUAUUGAAAGAUGCUGGCAUCUUUGCAAAGCCCAAAACUUCUAAUAAGAAACCAAGCAUCUGGAACAAACAAAACACAGGAGUUGCAAAUCGAGCCGAGAAAGAUGUUGAGCAGAAGACAGAAGAGGAGCAUAUAUUAGAUAAAUCAAGGAAGAAACUAGAAGAGAAAGCAAAGCUGUAUGAGAAAAUGACAAAAGGCGACUUUCCAGAUGAAGAAACUGAGGAUUUGUACCUAGUGGAUUUUACUCAGAAGAUCAUAGACAAACAGCACGAAGUACAGGAACUGUAUCAGAGUGAAGCUGCUAGAAAGACUUUAGAAAAAGAGACAGAUGAUGAGGAAACUCAACCUGAAAUGGAAAUACCACCACCUGAGGACCCAGACGAAGAAUGGGUUGAUUAUGUUGAUUUCUUGGGCCGAUCUAGACGCUGUAUGAAGAAGGAUUUGCCAAGUCUACUUAAAAUGGAUCAGGAGCUUCAAGGGAAAAGUCAAGGUCCUGACGGGAAUACUCUGUUAUCUGAAGACAUGAGAAGAGAACUUCAGAGGCAGCAGUGGGAAAAAGAAGAAGAAGCAGCCCUCAGAAAACCCAUGGGACCCAUACAUUAUGAGGACAUUCGAGAAAAUGAGGCCAGACAGCUUGGUGUUGGUUACUUUGCCUUUUCUCGUGACAAAGAACUUAGGAAUAAACAACGGGCAACGCUGGAUAUGCUACGAGAGCAGACACUCGAUCAGAGAACUAAACGUGAACAGUUAAAAGAAAAAAGGAAGGCAGCUUUAGAUGCAAGGCUGUCUAAACUUCGAGCACGGAAGAUUAAGAAAUUAAGGGAAGCUGGAUUAGAGGAAGAGGCAGAAAAAUUGGAGAAUGGAGAGUUGAAAGGUGCUACUGAUGAACCGGAAGCUCCGAGAGUUACUGCAGCAAGUAGAAAGGUAGAGGUUGUCAUCCAGGAGAGAAGAGAUACAAAGCCUGGCGUGCCUUAUGUCCGAGAGUGGGAUAAAGGCAAAGAACUGAUGUUUGGACAAUGGUCAAAGAAACAGGAAGAACUCAGAGAUGAGCGAGAUCCAGAAUUUGCACCACCUUCUGAUUACUUUAUGGGACAAAAGAAAGAUGAUAAUUACAGAGGUCAGAAUUUGAACAGUCCUGAAACCUCCUCUGAAAAACUGGAAACGGAGACAGCACAAAACCAACAGAUGCCAUCAGUGCAGGCCAAUGGCAGCAGCACUGAAGGCGUGCCACCGUCAGUGCAGUCUUACAACAGUAAUGUUCAAGAUCAGUCAGCAUCAACAGAGGCCUGUGGCAGUGACACUCAAGAUGCACCAUCAUCAGCGGAGGAUGACAGUAGUGAUGAUGAGGAUAUGCUGCCAUCAGCACAGGCGUACGGCUAUGGUCCUCAAGGUGUGCCGCCGUCGAUGCAGGCUUAUGGCUACGGCACUCAAGAUGUGCUGUCAUCAAUGCAGGCUUACGGCUAUUGCACUCAUGAUAUGCCAUUUCCAAUGCAGGCUUAUGGCUACGGCACUCAAAGUAUGCUGCCACCAAUGCACGCUUACGGCUACAGCACUCAUGAUAUGCCAUUUUCAAUGCAGGCUUACGGCUAUGGCGCACAAGAUGUGCCGCCACCAAUGCAGGCCUAUGGCUGCAGCGCUCAAGAUGUGCCGCCACCAAUGCAGGCCUGCGGCUGCAGUGCCCAAGAUGUGCCGCCACCAAUGCAGGCCUGUGGCUGCAGUGCUCAAGAUGUGCCAUCAUCAGUGCAGGCCUGUGGCUGCAGCGCCCAAGAUGUGCCAUCAUCAGUGCAGGCCUGUGGCUGCAGCGCCCAAGAUGUGGCACCUUCAGCGCAGGCCAACAGCAGUGACACUCAAAAUCAGGAACCACUUUACCAAAGUUUAGAUGAUAUGCUGUCUUAUUACAGACAAGUGACUUGAACUGAGCGAAAAGAUAAGCAUGAAUCGUGAUUUAAAGAACUGAAAUAGAAUUAUCUUCUCAGCAAGAAUAUUAUUUUCCCACAUCUGGGAAAAAUAAGUUUCUGUAAGUAGAUCAAAAUAAAUCCUGGAGACCUAAGUUGUUUUACAUCACAGCUGUACUUUUGCCCUGUUGGUUCUUUAUUUUUUUUUCCCUCUUUAUUAAAAUUAUGUGAUUUUUUUUUUUUGGCAGUACUUAAUUUAGUUUAGUACAUGUUUCAUUUCAAUUCUUUGUCACUUAUACCUGAACUUUGGGGUAUAUUCAUGGCUUUCUUUCAAAAGAUGAACUCUUCCUUUACUCUGUUGCUCCCCAGCUAGCUUCUGGUUUGGAGGUACUACAAGUUCAGUGAUAUCUGUAGAAACAGUAUUGAAAUGGCAGGCCCUCUGCUGCUAAAUACAGAAUGGUUUUAGGAAUUUUGUUACCUACUUAAUCUCCUGCCUUUACAAAGUGCAGAAUAUUAUCUAGUGAACAGUGGUGGAGAGUAGUUCACAUGGUUGUAAUGGCUUCUGCAUUCCUGAGGUCUGUAUAUAACUUAUAAUUCUGUGAACCAAAUUAGAGUGGAGAGAGGCAUUGCAGAAAUCAGUAAAUAAUGAUGGUUAGACUAAGAGUAAACACUUCACUAAAGUAGAAGUCUUGACACCUGAAAUUACUGUCUUACUGGUUUAGAAAAUGCUCUCAUAAUUCUCCAAGUGCAUUUUUCUUGCAUCAUCUGUUGUACUUACGGCUUUAUUUUAUUUAAAACUUUUUCCCAAAAACUGUGAUAUAGCAGUCAUUAUAUAUAAAAGAAGACCAACCUCUACCAAACAAGCUUUUAUUUCAGAAUCUUAGUAAAUGAGAAUAAUUCUUGUUUACCAUGUAGAACAUUUUUAUUUCUGAAGGUAAUUUAGAUGCCCCAUUUGUAUUUUAAAAGCUCACACAAUGGUAAGACCUAGAAAAGCAGGUUAGAAUGGGCAAUUUCAUAGAUUGUCUAAAGUUAAAUGACGAUACUGUCAAAAUAGUGAACAUUUGAACAAAAUAGUGAACUAGCCAAAGAGACAGAGAUAAUGUGCUACUCUUGUGUGCUUCAUUCAGAUCUCAGGCUGCUUUGCAAAGCCUGUUGAACAGCAAUGUGUUCAAGGUGACUGGGCAAACUUAGCAGCAUGCAGAACACAUUCACUGUCCCCAAACUCUGUUUUAACCUCAGCUAGUAAACACACUGUAUCGCUGGCUUUUGCACAGGAAUUUGCAGAGCAGGAAUAACACCUCACAGGAGGAAUAACACUCCACAAGAGCACUGGCGGUACCAUUUUAAAGCCACAAAAUACCCCAGUCUUAUACUUACCAAAUGUUGAAGAGACUGGAGCUUUAUGAUAACUUUGGGUUUCUGUUUCUCUGAACAGACCUAGAACUUGAGGAUAGUAUGGCACUAUUAAUGGCCACAUCCACCUGAAAUGCACUGAAGGCUUAGCAGCAGCUCAUUGUUUCUGCUGCUGCUGACACUGACCUAAACUCAGCUGUUGCGUGUGGUGUUAGGGCAUAUAUUUCUUCCUUUCCUUGAAUCUCUUCAGUAUGAAUAAAGAACCUGAAAAUAAUAAUGAUCAUAUACUAAUGACUGAAAGGAAGAGGAAGAUGUUACAAACCCAUCUGGUUUUACCAAAUGUGAAUGCAGGCUUUUUUUCUCAUAAAUUUGGUACAAUCUCAGGUUAGUCAAUAUCCAUGAGAUGGCAGUCUAGUCUUACUGAUUUGCUAUAAGAAAUUCUGCCAGUAUAUACCUAUUUUCUGCUAUUUAUUUCAUAAUAACAUUGAAGUAGUCUCUGAUGAGCCUGAUCUGAGAAGAAUUUUUCAAAUGCUGUGUCACCUCACAUUUAAUUUUGAGUUUAAAACAGUUGCAUUGUGUUUUAGCAGCUUUCUACCACAAAGGUAAGAAGUGGUCAAAACACAAAUUUCAAAUUUGACUAGUUAGGAAAACAGUCUCCUUUCAGUGCCACCAGUUGUUGAACUUGUACAUAGAAACAGAUGUUAAAUGUUGUAAUGUUCUGUAAAGAAGUGUUUGGUUGCCCACAGAGUAAGCAAGGCAAAAGCUAAUUGCUGAGCUAGAGUUACUUGCAAAGACCCUACUACUUCUUAAGGGUACCAGACUACUCUGAUUAAAUUUCCAAGGUAUCCACUACCAGAUUUCACUGCUGUGCCUCACCAUACCUUUGUCCUCAUGCUUAAGUGGCACGGGAACAUGUCUGACAUCAUCUUGAUAAAAGUGACUUAAUAGUGACUGUCAUGUUUAAACUAACUAAUUAGGGCAGACUGGUUGUUACAGCACUAGCACAGGAAAUGAAGGACCUCAUUCAGAUUCCUACCGUCUGUCUGGGAAAGCUUUGUUCAAAUGAUGUAACUUUUAUGUACAUGAGUGAAUGGUAAGUUUGGACUCAAAACAGCUUAGCUGUAUGUUGGAAUAAAUGCUGGAAUAAACAUCUAAGAUUUCA
This is a messenger RNA of Harpia harpyja (harpy eagle), 4646 nucleotides long. It is a transcript of the gene CCDC174, whose product is annotated as coiled-coil domain containing 174. Lineage: Eukaryota; Metazoa; Chordata; Aves; Accipitriformes; Accipitridae. The transcript is spliced from 11 exons. The record is from RefSeq and is a predicted model, not a curated record. Gene Ontology annotation, cellular component: nucleus. Bases 138 to 2150 code for a protein of 670 amino acids.